AUGCCGGACUCAGAGAGCUUUCUCUUACAUCUCUUCCAACACUUAACAAAAAUUGCGGCCGCGACAGAACAGAAGAUUUCUGUGUUUGUUUUUCCAGUGGAGGAGCACUGGGAUGCAUACUGGGAAAUGAGUGGAGAGUUACUGGUCUGGAAUGGCAGAACAGCAAGUCGAGAUGGAGAAAUCAUAAACCAGAUAAAGGGAACCAAUCAAGCUCUUGCUGAGAUCAGAGAACUUCUCAAACAACAGAUACAAGAAAUUGUCUUUCUGAAGAACACGGUUAUGGAGUGUGAGGCCUGUGGCAUGACUUAUCCGCGGCCGUCGUGCGUGCCCAACCCAUGCCACCCUGGCGUGAAGUGUACAGAGGCGGGUGGACGGAUCACCUGUGAUCCCUGCCCAGAGGGCAUGGAGGGAAACGGAACACACUGUACAGACGUGGACGAGUGUGCCGUGAUGCCGUGUCACAUGGGAGUCCGCUGUAUCAACACCUCCCCUGGUUUCCGCUGUGGGCCGUGCCCAGCUGGUUACACCGGGCCGCAGGUACAGGGAGUCGGACUAGCCUACGCCAGAAACAACAAGCAGGUGUGCACAGAUAUUAAUGAAUGCGAGACAUCGAACGGGGGCUGUGUGGCUAAUUCCAACUGUGUGAACACUCCAGGCUCAUUCAGAUGUGGUCGCUGUAAGCCCGGGUUUGUGGGGGACCAGCAGCGUGGCUGUAAGCCUGAGAGAUCCUGUGGAAAUGGCCAACCCAAUCCCUGCCACAGCAGUGCGGAAUGCAUCGUCCACCGUGACGGCAACAUCGAGUGCGCCUGCGGAGUUGGCUGGGCCGGUAACGGGUAUGUCUGUGGUCCUGACGUGGACAUUGAUGGAUUCCCAGAUGAGAAACUGAACUGCCCUGAGAGGAACUGUGCUAAGGAUAACUGUCUCACUGUGCCGAACUCUGGCCAGGAGGAUGCAGACAAAGACGGAAUCGGGGAUGCGUGUGACGACGACGCAGAUGGUGACGGCAUCUUAAACACCGAGGACAACUGCGUUCUUGUGCCGAAUGUCAACCAAAGGAACGUGGACCAAGACGACUUUGGUGACGCAUGUGACAACUGUCGGCAGGUCAAAAACAACGACCAGAAGGACACAGACAGUGACGGUAAAGGAGAUGAGUGUGAUGACGACAUCGAUGGGGAUGGGAUCAAAAAUGAUCGUGACAAUUGUAAGAAGGUCCCGAACGCUGACCAGAAAGAUCGAGAUGGAGAUAAAGUUGGCGAUGCCUGUGACAGCUGUCCUUACGUUCGCAACCCCGACCAGCUGGAUGUCGACAACGACCUGAUUGGAGACCCGUGUGACACGAACAAAGACAGUGACGGAGACGGACACCAGGACUCCCGGGACAACUGUCCCGCCGUCAUCAACAGCUCUCAGCUGGACACGGACAGGGACGGGCUGGGUGACGAGUGCGACGACGAUGACGAUAACGACGGAAUUCCCGACCUCCUCCCGCCGGGUCCGGAUAACUGCCGACUCAUCCCAAACCCGCUGCAGGAGGACUCUGACGGUGAUGGCAUUGGAAACGUAUGUGAACACGACUUUGACAACGACACGGUGAUCGACACCAUUGAUGUUUGCCCUGAGAAUGCUGAAGUCACGCUCACGGACUUCCGCGCCUAUCAGACCGUGGUUCUGGAUCCUGAGGGCGAUGCUCAGAUCGACCCUAACUGGGUCGUACUCAAUCAGGGGAGAGAGAUUGUCCAAACGAUGAACAGUGACCCUGGUCUGGCUGUUGGUUACACAGCUUUUAACGGUGUGGAUUUUGAGGGGACGUUUCACGUGAACACGGUAACAGACGACGACUACGCGGGAUUCAUCUUCGGUUACCAGGACAGCUCCAGCUUUUACGUGGUCAUGUGGAAACAGGUGGAGCAGAUCUACUGGCAGGCCAACCCCUUCCGUGCAGUUGCAGAGCCUGGGAUACAACUCAAGGCUGUGAAGUCGACCACGGGACCUGGGGAGAACCUGCGUAACUCCCUGUGGCACACAGGCGACACUGCGGAUCAGGUCAAGCUACUGUGGAAAGACUCCAGAAACGUGGGGUGGAAGGACAAAACCUCGUACCGCUGGUUCCUUCAGCACAGGCCUCAAGAUGGAUACAUCAGGGUUCGUUUCUACGAAGGACCGCAGAUGGUGGCAGACACAGGAAUCAUCAUCGACACAACCAUGAGAGGGGGCCGUCUUGGGGUGUUCUGCUUCUCCCAAGAGAACAUCAUCUGGGCUAACCUCCGGUACCGCUGCAAUGAUACGCUUCCAGAAGAUUUUGACAUGUACAGAGUGCAGCAAGUCCAGCUUAACAUCUAA
Molecule: messenger RNA, 2343 nt
Organism: Chanos chanos (milkfish)
Lineage: Eukaryota; Metazoa; Chordata; Actinopteri; Gonorynchiformes; Chanidae
Gene: comp
Product: cartilage oligomeric matrix protein
Exons: 19
Coding region: 1-2343 (780 amino acids)
Biological process (GO): cell adhesion
Cellular component (GO): extracellular region
Molecular function (GO): calcium ion binding
Source: RefSeq, a predicted model, not a curated record